AAGUGAAUCCCGCGGUAACUCGACACCCGACUUCGUUACGGAUGUUUUUUGGCCUACGAGUGACGCCGUAGACCGGUCGCGUCUGCACUGGAAACAUGGCGGCCGGUGUUCUUGUCUGCCGUCCUACGAGUGUCCUUUCCAGACUUUCCAGCGCUGCGUCCCCAGCGGUGCUGCCGGCCGUUUGUGUGACUGUCCAGCAGCGCGAGGUCCACCAUGCCGUUAUCCCUCACGGGAAAGAGGGGCGCUCUUCGGUCAGUGGAGUCGCAGCCACUGUCUUUGGAGCCACCGGUUUCUUAGGCCGAUAUGUGGUCGGCCGUCUGGGGCGAAUUGGAUCCCAGAUUGUGAUUCCCCAUCGCUGUGAUCAGUAUGACAUCAUGUACCUCAGACCAAUGGCGGACCUGGGACAGAUCAUUUUCAUGGAGUGGGAUGCCAGAGACAAGGAGUCCAUCAGGCAUGCCCUGGCUCACUCCGACGUGGUCAUCAACCUGGUAGGGAGAGAGUGGGAGACGAGGAACUACGGGUUCGAGCACGUCAACGUGACGAUCCCCCAGCAGAUCGCCAAGGCGGCCCGGGAGGCAGGCAUCGCCAAGCUGAUCCACGUGUCUCACCUGAACGCAGACAUCCGCAGCCCCUCCAAGAACCUGAGGACCAAGGCCGUGGGGGAGAGCGCUGUGAGGGAUGAGUUCCCAGAUGCCAUCAUCAUGAAGCCAUCAGAGAUGUUUGGGAGGGAGGACCGGUUCUUCAAUCACUUUGCCAACAUGCGUUGGUUUGGAAAGGCUGUGCCCCUAAUCGCCUUGGGCAAGAAAACAGUCAAGCAGCCUGUCCAUGUGGUGGAUGUUGCCAAAGCCAUCGUCAGUGCUGUGAAAGAUCCAGAUUCCAAUGGGAAGACGUAUGCUCUAGUUGGUCCCCAUCGCUACCUGCUGCAUGAUCUGGUGGAGUACCUCUACGCCGUGGCUCACAGGCCGUUUGUGCCCUACCCCGUGCCACGUCCUCUGUACCACUUCGUUGCAAGGUUUUUUGAGCUCAACCCAUUUGAACCAUGGACGACACGUGACAAAGUGGACCGGUUCCACACCACAGAUAUGAAGUACCCUGGUCUUCCCGGCCUGGAGGACCUGGGCAUCGUCCCAUCCGCCGUGGAGCAGAAGGCCAUCGAGGUCCUGAGGCGUCACCGCCGCUACCGCUGGCUUGAGGCCGAGUUGGACGAGGCCAAGCCGGCCAAGACAGUGGAUUUCUAGCCUGGGAAGGCGCUGACUUGUGUGUUUGUUUGCUCUGUCAGCUGCUACCUGUAUAUACACUCAAUCAGAAGAAAUAAAACCUAUUUAAAGGUCA
Molecule: messenger RNA, 1332 nt
Organism: Brienomyrus brachyistius
Lineage: Eukaryota; Metazoa; Chordata; Actinopteri; Osteoglossiformes; Mormyridae
Gene: ndufa9a
Product: NADH:ubiquinone oxidoreductase subunit A9a
Exons: 11
Coding region: 96-1238 (380 amino acids)
Cellular component (GO): mitochondrion
Molecular function (GO): protein-containing complex binding
Source: RefSeq, a predicted model, not a curated record